AUGAAAUUCGAUACCUCCGUUUUAUUAGGUUUAGCCUCCUUAUUAGCUGGGAUCUCCCAAGCCGCCGAUGAUGAAUCUCAAGGUUCUAACAGAUUGGAAUUCUCCAACAUCGGUUACACUGGUUACUACGAAGAUGUUCAAGAAUUGAAACAUAUCUGGCAAGAAAAGAAAUGUUUGUGUAAAAGAUCCAGAGAAGCUUGGUUCCAUGGUACUAACGCUCCUUUAUCUGAAUACUUGAGUAUUCAAGUCCGUGGUCCUGUCGCUUUGAAACAAUUCGGAUAUUACCAUGCUGAUUACUUUGCCAUUGGUGAUCCUUACUCUAACUCUACUAGUUGGACUCGUGGUGGUUACUAUAACUCUGUUUCAGGUCUUGCUGAAAACGUCACUUUCUUAAAUAAUUAUGGUGCUCAAUCUCCAUGUUUGGGUGGUGCUUUAGCUUACACUGAAGAUGAUGGUAUGGCUAACUCUGAAAUCGCUCACACUUUGAAAGGUGACAACUUGAUACCAUCUGGUAGAGAAUAUUCCAUCUACUCCAACAAAUUGUGUCCUCACUCGGGUGUCAAGAAUGGUUGCGGUGUUUAUAGACAUGGUAUCCCAGCCUACUACGGUUUCUACGGUAAGACUAAGAUGUUCUUAUUUGAAUUUGAAAUGCCACACGAUUCAAGACCAAACAUGACUGCUAUCCCAUACUACGAUUUACCAGCUAUCAGUUUAUUAAACGAUCGUAUCCCAAGAACUUCUUUGAACCCAACUAACGAAUUAUGUAAUUGUGUUACUGGUGGUUGUGGUGUCUACAACGUCUUUGAAGCUAAGAACGGUACCGAAAACAAUCACUUAUACAGUACAUUAUUCACAAACCAAGUUGGUGGUCAAUUAGCUACUGGUUUCGUUUCUGAUGGUUGGAUUGAAAGAACUGAUGGUGUCAUGAGAGGUGGUGUUAUCAUGGACUCCGCUGGUAACAUUGUUACUUUCAUGAACAACAACACUAUUUUCGAUGCUUCUAUAAGUGCUUCUGAUGUUGAGUCCUUCUUAUCUCAAAUCCCACAAGAUCAAAGUAUCUCUACUCAAAUAGCCGCUGCUGUUCCAGUUUCUUCCACGAAGACUAAGAAGAAAUAG
Henningerozyma blattae CBS 6284 is the source of this 1116-nucleotide messenger RNA. RefSeq lists its product as uncharacterized. Gene Ontology annotation, cellular component: fungal-type cell wall. Bases 1 to 1116 code for a protein of 371 amino acids. The transcript has a single exon. NCBI's taxonomy places the organism in Eukaryota, Fungi, Ascomycota, Saccharomycetes, Saccharomycetales, Saccharomycetaceae. The record is from RefSeq and is a predicted model, not a curated record.